Messenger RNA from Eufriesea mexicana, 1219 nucleotides. RefSeq names its product lateral signaling target protein 2 homolog. The record is from RefSeq and is a predicted model, not a curated record. The transcript has 4 exons. The coding region runs from base 602 to 1216 and encodes 204 amino acids. NCBI's taxonomy places the organism in Eukaryota, Metazoa, Arthropoda, Insecta, Hymenoptera, Apidae.
UUUUUUCUUCCUCCUUGUGCCAAUGUGUAACCAUAGAGUACAAGUCAGCCCCACUCAUGCGAAAUGCUUAGCAAGUCGGGUUCACCAUUGGCAGCCGAACGUAGCCGAGAAAAGACGACCCUUAACACGACCAUGGGGACCGGAUUCCGCACGAAUAGUCUGAGCUUGCGCGGUGCUUUCAAAAGGCGCGUCCUGGCUCGGUCGUCUGACCGCGGUUGGGCUUUUACUCGUCGACGAGCUUUCGUGCUGGAGCGUGCGCGUCUCUCAUCGUAGCGAGAAAGAGAUAGAAGAAAGAAGGAGAGAGCGGUCUCGUUCGCGUCCGGCCGGGUCAGCACAUACCAAUCCCACAAGUAGCAGAGACGCCGUAUCCAGGAAGGUUAGAUAUAGAGUUGUCUCGCACGCGAAAAUGUAACGAUCUUAGUAGUGGAGCCGGUUGUCUGGAAAAUUGACUUGGAUAGAAGAGGAGAAAGAAGUGAUAUCCCUUUCUCCGUGUCGCGGCUCGCGAGUGAAGGCAUCUUGCAGAGAGGAUCCAUGGCGUGAAGCAUCGGCACAGUUCAUUGAAUUAUUCUGCACGGAAGUCUGAAGCUCGAGAAAAAUCAGGAUGAUCGGUGCGAUGCCAGCGGUGGCAGUCCGCCACGAACGUAAGCGACAGGAAAAAAGAUUAAAACGUCCUAGUCAGCUUUACAUAGGGGGCCAAUGGAUGCCACCGCCUCAAGGUUCGCCGCCUACUCCCAGCCCUCAUGGCUACAACAGCCACCUGGAGCCUUUACCCGAGUUGUAUUUCUGUGGCAAGAUAUCCGGGCUACACGCGGUGGUGGUGUGCCUAUUGUUAGGCGCAGUGGUGCUAGUCGUUGGUCUAGUCCAACUUGCCCCGGGUGCGACGACCACCGACCAUAGACUCGCUCUGCUCAUAGCCGGCAGUAUUCUGCUUCUCCUAGGUAUCAUCCUGGCCGCUGUUAGAUGCUACGUGCUGCACUGUGUGCCAUUGCCAAGCGAGUCGCCAGUGGCAACACCACUUCCGCCACCAGCUGCCGAGCAACCUGGACUUCCACGAGGCACGCUGGACCUCCUGGUGGGCCAUCAGAAUCAACCAGAAACCGAUGCAUUGAUGCACCCCGAGCACCAUCACCAGUAUCACCACCACCACCAUCAUCACCAUCACGGAAAUCACAAGAAGAAGCGUAGCUCGCAGGGUUCUCACUCCUACGAAGCCUAAUGA